Messenger RNA from Toxotes jaculatrix (banded archerfish), 9362 nucleotides. It is a transcript of the gene zc3h12b, whose product is annotated as zinc finger CCCH-type containing 12B. The transcript is spliced from 6 exons. NCBI's taxonomy places the organism in Eukaryota, Metazoa, Chordata, Actinopteri, Toxotidae. Bases 212 to 2752 code for a protein of 846 amino acids. Gene Ontology annotation, molecular function: mRNA binding; metal ion binding; RNA endonuclease activity. Gene Ontology annotation, cellular component: nucleus; cytoplasmic ribonucleoprotein granule. The record is from RefSeq and is a predicted model, not a curated record.
UGGCAGCAAAACAUAAGUGUUACAGGCGAGGAGGAUGACAGCAACAAGGAUUACAUAGUUUGAUUUAGCCUGUUCACAAAGGGGAGAGUGUGUUACUUUGGCCCUACACAAACAGCCUGUAGUGCUAAAGUCCAGCAUUGAGUAUGAUUCCCUGGUUGCAGUGGAGGUGAGGAAGCAUGGGGUGGAACUCUGAGGUGUCAAGACAAACGUGAUGACAGCAUGGUCCAUGGUGGAGAAGCUCAAAAUGGAAAAACGCCCAUGCAGGGAGGAGAACAUUGACUCAAGCGAGGCCCAGCAUGCCACUGACGAGUCUGAGGAUGGAAGCAGCUCCGAGAGCGAGUCGGAAGAGCAGCAGCGCCAGAAGGUUCAGGUGAACAACAGUGGCUGUAAGAAGCGGGAGCCUUUGGCUGUCACAAAACCCCAUCGACAGCUCUGUCGCUCUCCAUGUCUUGACCGGCCCAGUUUUUCCCAGAGUAGCACUGUGCAAGACUUUCGCGAGGAUGAGACCAGCGCGGUACCAGGGGUCAAGCCAGCCAGUGACAGGGAAUACCAGACUAAGAUGGAAUUUGCUUUGAAGUUGGGCUAUUCAGGAGAGCAGGUGGAGACCGUGCUCAACAAGUUGGGGGCCGCUGCUUUAAUUAACGAUGUCCUGGCUGAGUUAGUGAGGCUUGGAAACAAAGUUGAGCCUGAAAUUCAACCUUGCAGCAGUACGGCCACAUUAAUAUCACGGUCCCCCUGUGUUAAAGAGACCGUUAGUCCAGAAGUGUCAGUGGAAGAUGAAUCUGUGGAUACCUAUGAUAACCUCAGGCCUAUCGUUAUUGAUGGCUCAAAUGUGGCAAUGAGCCAUGGAAACAAAGAGGUAUUCUCUUGUCGUGGUAUCCAACUUGCUGUUGAGUGGUUUCGGGAGAAAGGACAUAAAGACAUCACUGUGUUUGUCCCAGCCUGGAGGAAGGAACAGUCAAGGCCUGAUGCCCUUAUCACAGAUCAAGAAAUAUUACGCAGGCUGGAAAAAGAGAAGAUCCUGGUUUUCACCCCAUCUCGAAGAGUUCAAGGCAGGAGGGUGGUGUGCUAUGAUGAUCGCUUCAUAGUGAAGCUGGCUUAUGAUUCUGAUGGAAUUAUUGUGUCAAACGACAACUACAGGGACUUGCAAAAUGAGAAGCCAGAGUGGAAGAAGUUCAUAGAGGAGCGUCUCCUAAUGUACUCAUUUGUCAAUGACAAGUUUAUGCCACCUGAUGAUCCACUGGGAAGACAUGGUCCAAGCCUGGAAAAUUUCCUCCGCAAGCGUCCUGUUGUUCCAGAGCACAAAAAACAACCCUGCCCCUAUGGGAAAAAGUGCACAUAUGGACAUAAGUGCAAGUACUAUCAUCCAGAGCGUGUCAACCAGCCACAGCGGUCAGUGGCUGAUGAACUACGAGCCUUUGCCAAAUUGUCUGCAGUGAAGACAAUGAGUGAGGGGGCUUUAGCUAAAUGCAGUACUGGUCCAGCAGCUGCAAAGGGGGACAGCAACUCUGAGGCCAAACGUGUGGCACCUAAACGUCAGUCUGACCCCAGUAUUCGUUCAGUGGCCUGUGAACCUCCAGAGGCACUGUCCAUCAUUAGGAAGUCUGAGACAAAUUCAGUGCCUUCCCUCGUGUCUGCUCUCAGUGUGCCCACCAUGCAGCCUGCCAAGAGCCACGCAGCUGGGGCCUUGAACACACGAUCAGCCAGCAGCCCGGUGCCAGGUUCUUUGCAGUUCGCACACAGCUCUCUGGAGCACAUGUCUAGCGUACAGUACCCUCCUAUUUUAGUUACUAAUAGUCAUGGCGCCUCUGUUACAUACAGUGAACAGUUCCCAAAGUAUGACUCAGUUAGUGACCAUGGAUAUUAUUCACUGCACAGUGAUUUUUCAAACAUGAGCAUGAGCAGCAUGCAUAAUGUCGAUAGUUUCUGUAGCAUGGAGCACGAGCAUGGUGUGUAUCAGAGAAACCCCAGCCACUGCCCUGAGUCCUGCCUCAGCCAUUCGAACAGCGACUCGUUCUCUUCUUACGGGGACCUGUACCCAAGCUCUGUGGACAGUAGCUUAGAGGAGAGCAUGAAGGGGCAGCAGCAGUCUCCUGCACAGGGCAGAAUGCAUACUUUCUCCCAUGGGUUUCGCCAUGAAGCACUGACUAGGGUACAGAGCUACGGACCAGAGGAGCCCAAGCAGGGCCCCCGAAAGCAGUCUGGAUCUCAUCUAGCACCACAUAUCCAGCAUGCUGCAGUGGGAGCGAGGUCCAGCUGCCCUGGAGACUAUCCCCUAACUCAGAAUGUCCUACCACCUUUGUCCUCACAGCCCACACGGUCUCUCGGUAUGACUCGAAUGGACAGCAUAUCAGAUUCAAGGCUAUAUGAUAGUAACCCAAUGAGACAGAGGCGACCUCCACUGUGCCGUGAGCAGCAUGCAAGCUGGGACCCUCUGCCUUGUGGUAAUGAGUCCUAUGGAUAUCAUUCAUAUCCAUUGAGUAACAGCCUGAUGCCGUGUUGCGAGCGGGUGAUGGUCCGCAGCAUGCCAGACAAAAUGGAACAAAUCUGGAACUCACCAUGGGAGACCCCAUCCACAGCCGAACACCAAGAGCGGUAUAUCAUCCCAGACCACCAGUAUCAAACAUAUCGGAACCUUUGUAACAUCUUUCCCGCUUACAUAGUUCACUCAGUAAUGGAGAAGAACCCUCAUUUGACAGAUCCGCAACAACUUGCCGCGGUUAUUGUUACAAAACUGAGGUCAUGUCACUGAGCAGUUUAACUUAUGAAACACUCAAAAGUGAUGUGACAAGGAAAAUAAGGAUUUUGAUUGCAAAGAUAGGCACGUGUUCAAUGUUGCUUCAUGUGCAACAUCUGCCCUCAGGAGUUAAUAAUUUUUUUUAAAUGUCCCUGAUGGGAAAUCUGGAGAUCACUGAGACAACACAUAUUCAGCAUAGAGGAAGUUUGUCUAAUACAUUUAAGUUGAAUUGCAAGAUGUUUCACAUAUGAAACCUACGUUUUUAUAUGAAGUGUGGUGAAGUUGAUAUAAGGUAAUACCUUAUUAGAAGUCCGGUUCCUAACACAUUCAUACAACCUGAGCAGGAGCUUGCACAUCAGCUUUGCACAGUAUCCAUGAUCAACUCCGCCUUUAUUCAUUGUCAUUGUUACUUCUAGAAGACACAUAGAAUAGUGUGCUGACAUUUGGCAGGGCUAUUAAAUCAAUGAUAACAUGUCAUAUAAAAUUAUAUAUGAAGCCCCAAAUUGUUCAGUAUUCAAUAAAUAAAUAAUUAUAAAAUAAAUAACCUCAUGAAUAAAUAGUGUAAAACAUGCUAUUGUAGCUAGUUAGUCUAAGUCUCUGUGCUUUUUCAUUUCGUGAGUCAGUGUGAACUAAGUGGAUAAGUAAACAGCACAGUCAAGAUAGGAAGUAAUAACUCACCAACAUCUCCCACAUUUGCCUUAUUAAAUCUGACAUAAAAGUACAUCAACAUUUGUACACCACAUACUUUUUUUGAAGAUCUUGUUCAGGCCCUGUGAAUGUGUUAUGAAAGGAAUCUAAAGUGUUUCUGGUGCAGUGGAACUAUAAAUAACCUAGCUUAGGUCUGCCUCUGCUGUAAAUAAUUCUUGUGUCUUUUUUGUGCAUUUAUUUUGAAGAUAAGUAAGAGGGAGGUAGGUACAUACCUCACAGCAUGAACUAUGACAUUUAAUGGCCUUAUAUCUGAAUGACCUCACGCUUUAGUCAUUGUCUGAUGGGUUUCUAUGAGAGUCUUAGUCAUUGAAGCCUCCAAUACUUUCAAAUGUAAAGCACUAUCUCAGUAUCUAAAGAGAUAUAUUUUCUCAGCCUCACUUAACAAAGCUACUAUUUUGGUAGAUUUUGACAGUGCACAAAGCAAGCCAAAAAAGAGAUUUGACUUGUAUACACGUGCACAUAUUUAUGUACAUAUAAUCACACAAAAGCCAUUAUUUCAAAGUCAUUUAUAAGCUGCUAAAUAAUGCCAAAAGAUAGAAUUUAUAUAGUGUCAGUAUUCUACAUGACUCUACAUUUUGGUUCAGAGGAUCGAUUGGAUUAUAGUAUAAACCAACAUCUGUGUUUGGAUCAUUUCCUAUGGUGUACUGUAUAGUUACCUUUCUGAUUUUAUGGGAUGCUACGUCCAGGAUUUUCCUAUUUAUAUAUUUGUCAAAUUUGUUGUGCUGAUUCUUUUCAAUGUGAAAAUAUUCAAAGUAUCUUUGUUUCAAACAGUAGCUCUAAUUGACUCCUUCAAGUUGUCAGUGGAGCAGUUAGUUUUCAGAAAUAGGUUGAGUUUGGUUCAGAGACCACUUUUACAUGCACUUAAGUAGUCUGAUGAUUUCCAGCUUUUGUCACUGACCUGAUUCCUGACACACAAGUGAGAAAUGAAAAACCUAGUUUCAUGAAGAGAAACUUGGUUAUAGAUUUCUGUACGGAUUAGGUCUUUUUUUUUUUUUUUUUUUUUGGAUUGUGCAUGACAGAGAUCCAGGACAGGGAAGGCAUCAUCACUGUGGCAGUAAUGAAGGGACAUAUUGUCACUUGUACCCAUGCAUCAUUGCAUCUUGAAUAAUUAAAUCCAAAGUCCAGAUUAUGUUAAACAACCUUCAACAGGCAAACAGUAAAACAUGCUGUUCUAUGGUAGAGCCCGGCCUCUAACCCUCGAACUAAACUUCAUAUGUAAUAUUUUAGAUGCACAUAAAAUAUUGCAAACUUGGUUCGAUGCCCAAUUUCAUGCCUUAAACUUAUUUCUGACAGUUACCUGGUUUCUUAUGUGCAUGUAAACGUCGUGACACUUUGAGAAUUCAUUUCACCAGGCUGUGAUGUGACUUAGAUAGGGACAAGUUGUAGAAAUUUUCUAUUAGAGUUUAAAUGUUUGCACAAGGAAUUCUGCAACAGACUGAAUAUUUAUCUGAUGUUACAUUUGUCAGAUGAAAAUGAUAAAAAAAAAUCUGUCUGCAACAGUUAGGCCUGGGAGUGAGUUAAAUAUUAGACUUAUUUUGUGAUAUCUUGUGGAGUAUGAAGUUUCAAUAAUUGUAUAAAAAAAUGAAGUGAAUGCUAGAAAGUGUGUUGGAGAUGAAAUUUACUGUAUGUUUUUUCUUGGGUGGGUAGAGGGGGUGGGGGCUGAACUGUUCAAAUACAGACGUAUAAUACACGUACAUGCAACCAGUCUCCAAGGAUCAUGGAAGGGUUUGGCUGUGCCUUGCAGCACAUUCCUCUCAGGAUGCUUUCAGUUUUCUAGCUUUCAGUCUUUUCCUGCCAAACACCAGUGGUUAUAGGCAAGAGUCUACUCUGAUCUAGUAGUAUAUAUUUUGUGAAAAUCCUACAUGUAACAUGUAGUACCUUAAAAUUGAAGUUAGUUAUGUACAGUUGAAAUGAGCAGAUUGCAUUGCAAAACUUUGUACUUUUCAGUGUAUAUCCUCAUUAUGCACCUUGAGAUAUAGGAAACUGGGCCAAUAGGGUGGCUUUACAUGAUGCAGCUUUAGUCAGAAGUAGUAAUGUUGGUGUCCAUAGGAGUACAGAGUUCCCACGCAGCCUGUGCACCCAACAUGAACAUGUUGAACAUGCACAUGAGUGCUUUUACACAUGGGUGUUAAAGAACUGCUUAAAGAUCAUUUGAUUUGCUCUCAAUUUAUAACAAGCUGAUUACCUGGCGGCUGUUGAGCCAGUGAUCUUGAUUGGACCUUUACAUUUUAACCAUUAAUGGGGGCCCAAGGAUGCUAAUAUAGGAUGCUAAUCAUUAAGUUUGGCGUGGCUCCUAGGUCAUCAGGACAAAUCUAUCACUUAUUCAGUAGUCUUUACUAAGGGGGCAUACUGAACACGUUCAUGUGGUCCAUGAAACAUUCAGCCAACAGCUGCUGAAGCUGUAACAUGUAAAGGCAACCUUAAUAGUGAGAUUGUGUUUUGAGUGCAUUUAAAGGGAAAUGCCACUUAAUUUCAGGAUUCAGGUAUGGGACCCCCCCACAGGCCUGCUAUUGGAUUGCAUGACUGCGCAUUACCAUGUAUAAUAUCACAUGAGUUCCCCACCUAACGUUUAAUGUCAGAUCUGUGUUAAAGACUCCAUUGUGAGUCAAUCAACAAGAAUAAUAAGGGGACAGAUUAUUGUUUUGGUGUUUUAUUAUCUCAAUAAAUAAUUAAAAAACACAGGGAAGUGAUGUCCAGCUCAAACAUGUCCAGAAAGUUUGGCUCCCAUUUUUUUUCUAAAUGGAGCAGCAUCAGACUAUGUUUUGUUGGCAUCACAGACCUGUAAAUUUAUUCUUUGAUUUGAGAAAGUGCUCGUGAUUACAAAGAAAAAAACAUUGUCUAAGAGGUUUUAAACUGAGUGGUAUUACUCUUUAACAGGGCUAAUUAUGUGAGCCUGACUUUUGUCUCAUUGGUGGUGCUUCAAAAAUAUAUAUAUUUCUUUAUAAUGUUUAGGUACAGCCGUGGUAUAUGAACAGACAUAAAGAAAAAAAAACAUUUGAAUGUGUUUUGCCCAAAUGAAUUUUGGGCUUUGCUGACUUUGUUUUUUCAUGAAAAAAGACAAGGCCACUUGAGGCCGGCUGUCUGUUCAUGAGAAGGUGAAACAAACUGCCUAAAUGUUUCUUCAUGUGAAACAAUCAGAUUGCAAGGCUGCUGUCAAGGUUGUUUCUGGCAUUUGGCUAAAAGUUUGCGUGCCAUCCUUUCUCCUUGAGAUAGUUGAAUUGUCAUAGAUUCCAAAUAAAAAGAAGAAAAAAAGUUCUCAUUGCAAAAAGAAUAAAGUAUGCUGUCACUGUCACAACUAAAAACAUCAGCUUUGUUGCUGAUUGACAGACCAAAUUAAGUAAUAUAGUUCACUAGUAAUAGUGAGAUCCUUCUUUAACCUGAACGCUGGGAUCGUCAAUUGCCCUGAUGAACUCAGAGUACAUUUACUGAGGUGUUUUAAGGAAUGAAUAACUGUGAUAUUGGUCACAACACAAAUUCAACAGAAUGCAGUGUUUUUUGAUCACUGUGGGAAUUAUUAUUUUUACUAUCAACUGGCAAAUUAGUGGUUAUAUCGAGUGAUAGAUGAUACGAUAUGAUACAUGAGAUUCCUGGGCUGUGAUUUAGAGUACAUCUAAAUAACGUCGGAUCAAUUUAAACUUAGAUCUUGUUAUAUUGCCUUGAUCUUGUUACGUUGUCCUUAUAACCCAGUUCGACUUUGGUUUCAUAAAGAUGUUCACACAUUUAGUUUUAACUGCUCAUUUUGCUCCCAAACUAUUUCUGGCCCAGUGCCACACAGCUUGCACUUCUCUGUCAUUAGAUAAAAUGCACUCGUGGACAAUGUGGGCUUAACGAGUAUUAACAGCAAAUUCACAGUCCAAGCCCUGUGGCUGUGAAAAUGUGUUCCCAUAAUGCUGAAAUAGCACUGAUGGUAUCUGAUUUAAUCCACAAAGACUGUUUUCAAAAAUGAAAAAAAAAAUGGACAUUUGGACAUUUUCCCCACACGAAUAGAAGAGAAGCGAAAUUUGGGUCAUGCUCAUUUCAUAUAUUCAAAUUUUGCCUUUGUUCCUAAGACUGCCUCCAGAAAGGCACUCUGUUUUCACUGGGGCAUAGACUGCUUCCAAGCUAAAAGUAAAACACUCGCUAUCACAGGAAAAGACUCUCAAUGUACUAAUCCAGUAUUUUACUGCUUUGCCAAAAGGUGACACUAAAGGCCAGAAUGGUGGUUCAUAGUUCCCCACCCUCCCUUUGCAUAAAGUGCCGCAAACAACUAAGCCAUAAAUGUCUAGAAUUGACUUUUGCUUGUUGAUACAAAUUGUAUCUAUACCUUGAAUGUAACAAAAUAUGAAAUGUAUAAUAUGAAAAUAGUUUUAUUUAAAUAAAGGGGAAAACAAUCAAUGCCAUAAUGUUUGUGACACUGUGUGUCACUGGGAGUAGCCCAUUGGUAUGUACUAACUCUUACUGGGUACAGUAGUAAAUUAACAGGGACAUUUACGUGCUACCUACAAGUGCACAGAUACCCUGUGUACAGCAGUAAGCAUCAUGUCCUCUCUGUACAUAGUCACACGUGUGUGUGUAUAUAUAGAAAGCAAUCUGUAAAUGUAACAGUUACUUCAGUUGUUCAUAUACUUAGGUAAUUUCUGUGUUGUAACCUGUGCACCUUGGUUACGUGCAUCUAUUUCCUCUGAGCUGACAUGUCUGCUUUAUGCUAUUUUAAUGGGAAUUUCAAUAUUUUUGAAUAUAUUUUGCCUAAAUAAAACAUGCCAAAGUUAUUCUUAGGUGGCUUUGUCAAAUGUAAUUUCUUAUGUUUCAACACAUGGGUUUGUCAUGCAAUGAAUUUUGAGGACAAAGGAUUUCUUUCCCAUGCACUGUAAACAAAGAGUAACUUAACACCAAACGCAAAUCUGUAUCCUUUCUUGAUGGUUAAAAACGGUUAAAAGAAUAAUAUAGAAAUUGCAGUCUGUCAUUGGCUGAUCUUUGGGUGCCAAAUGAUGUCACCACACGCCCUCCACAUGACCAACAUGAAGCAGAUGACUGUAUCAGUAGCACCCUGAUGCUGAAUGGUAAAUUCAGCGUCAGUUUUUUAUCCAGAUUUGUGUUUGAUGUUUAAGGCUCUUUCAAAAUACAGAUCCUUUUAAAACUGGAAUUUAUUGAAGUGUUUGGCAGUUGAUUUAAUGACUAACCCUGUAUGAUGACAAAGCAGAGAUGUGUUGAAUUGUGAUUUCUUUUACUAUUGAAUUAUUCGCCAAUUGUAAUGUAAGAAUUUUUGGUAUCUGAGGCCAGUUUGCAUUAGACUAGCGCUAUUUUGAAGAUGUGAAGACUGAUAUUAUCAACAUGAUGCUAACUUAAGGUCAGAAUUGGUUGUUAAUAGCUAAGAUCAAGACCAAAGUGAUUUUUGAUGUGCACACAUUACGUACUUGCUAUGAUAAUUGGUUCAAACACACAUACACGAACAGUUAUGGUCAGAUAAUUGUGAGAGAGCCAUUUGACCUCUUGCAGUUUGUACUACCAUAUAAUUUAACAACUGAUUUCUUGGUGUACAAAGUGCUACGACAAGAGGCACACACAUUUUAACAGUGACUGUACAUAUAUACAGUGUAAUACUCAGGUUAAACUACACAAACAUUUUAAAUCACAUACUUGGUUGUUUUGUAAUAUUGAGAAAUGCAGUGGUUCACCUUUCUGAAGUGGUGUAGGUCUCCUGUUUGAGUAGACCAUUGUGUCUGUAAUGUAAAAAAAAAAAAAGGGAAUUAUAAAGCAAGUUUUUUUGUGUUGUGAUGAUCUGCAGUAUUGUAAUCCACACUGACCGGAAAGCAUUGCUUUUAUAGUAUAAAAUAUACAAAAAUAGACUAUUUGGGUCUGUGGGCUCAAACAAAAUGUAAGUCUUAAUGACAAAGUGUGUUUCUCUCCAUAAAUAAAAUAAAAUACUGUUCAAACUGUC